UAUGUGUUUUAAAUGCGAAGAAGAUAACAGUUGAAAUAGUUUAAAAUGUGAAAUGUUUGUAUGAAAUGUGAUUUUGAUGGUUAAUAAAUUAUUACUAUGGCAUUUGUGUGAUUGUGACGUUGAUGUAAUGAAAAUGGUCGUGCUGCUACUACUGGCCAUGUUUGUUGCACGCAGCGUGCCACACACGAUCACGCUGCUUGAGGUGCCGCUGUGGGCUGACCCGCGGCGCGAGGCUGAGCUGCGCUGCCAUUACGCGCGUCAGCCGCACGACCCGCCGCUGCACUCCGUCAAGUGGUACCGAGACAACAACGAGAUAUUCAGAUACACCCCACAAGAGCUGGAAAGUCGUGCGUUCAACAACAGCGAGGUGACUAUCAGCAACAGUUCGUGUUCGCUGAGCGCGUGCGUGGUGUCGGUACGACCGGAGCGCGGCGGCGCACGCUACACCUGUGAGGUCUCCAGCGAGGGGCCACGCUUCGCUGUUGACAAGCGAUCCGCCAACAUGACAUUAGCCGUGCUGCCGGAGUACGACCCUUUGAUCACUGGGCUACCAACGCUGGUGCAAGCGGGGGAGACUGCUCUCGUCAACUGCACCUCCGACUACUCACUGCCGGCUGCAGAGAUCGACUGGUUUGUCGACUCCGAGCCGCAGGAGGACCCGUUGAUAACGGGCGUAACACACGUGUCCGGGGCUGACGGGGACGGGUUACGUGCGUCGUGGCGCACGCUACACGUGUUCCCCGAGGACUACGCCACGCCGCGGGGCUACCUGUCGUUGCGAUGCCGGGCCACGUUACCCACGCGACCGCCGCAUGUGCGUAGCAUGGCCGUGCGCCUAUACGUCGCGGCACGCCCGCACAUAUCAUCCUAUAUGUUUAGUAAAAAUAAUGCGGUGGCAGAGGGCGCUUCUGUGAGGUAUCAGAGGGAGAUGUUUGUUUGGACAUUAUUACUUCUGCUCGGGAGACAAGUGCCUUUGUUACUCAAAUGAAAUUUGGAGCUGUUUAGGGAAUAAAGUGAGACGAAUAUAAAUUAAUGUCACAAAAGUUACAAAGGACAGGGAAAGUUAUAUUAUAGAUGUUUAAUUAAUAACUGUCACACUAAGGGUAGUUAAAGGGAGACACUUA
Papilio machaon (common yellow swallowtail) is the source of this 1124-nucleotide messenger RNA. RefSeq lists its product as uncharacterized. The record is from RefSeq and is a predicted model, not a curated record. The coding region runs from base 77 to 988 and encodes 303 amino acids. The transcript has 6 exons. NCBI's taxonomy places the organism in Eukaryota, Metazoa, Arthropoda, Insecta, Lepidoptera, Papilionidae.